GGAAGAAGAGAAAGCGAAUUUAUGAGUUCUUUAAUCCCAGACAGGCAGCUCUGUGGCAGUUACCUUCAAGAAAAGUUCACGCCCCAAAGGAGUGUUUAGUCUUACAGAGCCACUGACUCACUGAGCAGCGUGUGCGAGUGGCUGCGAGGGAGAAGGGGAGAGAUGAAGGAAAAGUUUUGCUUCCUUGUGAAACUCGUAAUAUUAUUGUUUUAAGACGUUUUUGAAAUGAUGACUGCUACUUUUGUUUAAAGUAUUUGUUCUGGAAUUGCUGAAGCUGGAGUCUACCAGACUGAGGUCAGGAGCAUUUUCUUUGGCAGAAAGAAGAUACUUUUAUAGAAGCCAUGCCUGUGCUUGGGGUUGCCUCCAAGCUAAGACAGCCAGCCGUAGGGUCAAAGCCUGUUCACACUGCCCUCCCGAUACCCAAUCUUGGCCCCGCCGGCUCGCAGCAGUACUCACCAAAGUCUUUGGAGCUUACUGGGGCGGAGAGCUCGAUGCUUUCUUGUCAGCUUACGUUAAAAUCAACCUGUGAUUUUGGAGAGAGGAGAGCGCUUCAAGGAAAAACCCAGGAGAUCGAAGAUAGCAAGAUUUACACUGACUGGGCUAACCACUACCUAGCAAAAUCUGGCCACAAGCGGUUGAUCAAGGAUUUGCAACAGGACAUUGCAGAUGGAGUUCUGCUAGCAGAAAUCAUCCAGAUCAUUGCAAAUGAAAAGGUUGAAGAUAUCAAUGGCUGUCCCCGGAGCCAGUCUCAAAUGAUUGAGAAUGUUGAUGUCUGCCUUAGCUUUCUGGCAGCCAGAGGCGUAAAUGUCCAAGGUCUUUCUGCAGAAGAAAUAAGAAAUGGAAAUUUGAAAGCCAUUUUAGGGCUGUUUUUCAGUUUGUCUCGGUACAAACAGCAGCAACAUCAUCAGCAACAGUACUACCAGUCUUUGGUGGAACUACAACAGCAAGUCCCUUCACCUCCAGCUGAAAUCAGCCAGUCAAAAACACACCAAGAUAUGCAGUCGAGUCUCACAGCCAGAUAUGCAACUCAGUCUAAUCACAGUGGAAUUGCAACCAGUCAAAAAAAGACUUCUAGGCUUCCAGGACCCUCAAGGGUGCCAGCUGCAGGCAGCAGUACCAAAGUCCAGGGAGCUUCUAAUUUAAAUCGGAGAAGCCAGAGCUUUAACAGCAUUGACAAAAACAAGCCUCCACAAUAUGCAAACGGAAAUGAAAAAGAUUCACCAAAAGGCCCUCACCCAUCUGCAGGCAUGAAUGGAAAUGUGCAGCAUCCCACCAGCACCGGGCAGCAGCAGGUCUCUGCCAUACCCUCUCCAAGUGCCAGCAAGCCUUGGCGCAGCAAAUCCAUGAAUGUCAAACACAGCGCGACCUCUACCAUGCUGUCCGUGAAACAGCCUAGUCCUGCAACCUCCCCUACUCCAUCUUCAGACAGGCUCAAGCCACCCCCUUCUGAAGGCGUGAAGCCUCCUUCAUCUGGACAAAAAUCUAUGCUGGAAAAAUUCAAGCUGGUUAAUGCUAGGACUGCUCUGAGACCUCCUUUGUCACUGAGCUCAGGACCCAGUGACAGUGGGAGAGAGGAUGAUACCUUUUCAGAGUGUGGUGAAAUGGAUGUCUUAAGCGGUGGGGUGAACAGCGGCGGCUCCACAAGUAGCAGUCCUAAAGUAUCACCGAAGUUAACCCCUCCGAAAGCUGGAAGCAAAAAUCUCAGCAAUAAAAAGUCUUUGCUACAGCCAAAGGACAAAGAGGAAAAGAACAGGGACAAAAACAAAGUUUGCACUGAGAAAACAGUCAAGGAGGAGAAGGACCAGGUCACUGAAACAUCUACAAAGAAGAGCUCAAAAAUUGCAAGCUUAAUCCCAAAGGGAAGCAAGACGACAGCAGCCAAGAAGGAAAGUUUAAUACCGUCUUCUAGCGGGAUCCCGAAACCUGGAUCGAAGGUGCCAACAGCAAAGCAGAGCGCUUCUUCCGCAUGCACGGGAAGUAAGGAGGCUGAAAAACUGAGGACUACAAAAGGAAACCAGUCCCAAUCAACAUCAAAAUCUCAGCUUAGCGAGAAGGCUUCUCCUUCCUCUGGUCUUGCUUCUUCUGAAGGGAAAGAACCAAGUGCAGCUCUUACCCCAGGGUCCUCUGCGGCUCUGUCGGCCUCGAUGGCUGCAAGCAGCGGCCAAGGCACGGGAAAUGGUGUCGUCCAGCUUCCUCAGCAACAGCAAUACAGCCACCCCAACACUGCCACAGUAGCUCCUUUCAUUUAUAGAACUCUCUCAGAAAAUGACAGUACCUCUUUACCACUUGCUGACUCCUGCACCAGUCCUACUAAAAUGGAUUUGUCAUUCAGUAAGACUGCCAAACAGUGCCUAGAGGAGAUAUCUGGGGAAGACCCUGAAACAAGAAGAAUGAGAACUGUAAAGAAUAUAGCAGACCUGAGACAGAAUUUGGAAGAAACUAUGUCCAGCCUUAGAGGGACCCAAAUAAGCCACAGCACACUGGAGACAACUUUUGACAGCACUGUGACAACUGAGGUGAAUGGAAGAAGCAUACCAAGCUUGACAAGCCGGUCCACCCCAGUGACUUGGAGGCUAGGGCAGGCCAGUCCUCGGCUGCAGGCAGGAGAUGCCCCGUCCUUGGGCGCCGGUUAUCCUCGCAGCGGCACGAGUCGCUUCAUACACACAGACCCUUCUCGAUUCAUGUACACCACCCCGCUUCGUCGAGCAGCUGUUUCUCGCCUUGGAAAUAUCUCACAGAUUGACAUGACUGAGAAAGGAAGUGGUGAUUUGGACAUGUCCUCUGAAGUUGACGUUGGUGGCUACAUGAGCGAUGGGGACAUUCUUGGGAAAAGCCUCAGAACUGAUGACAUCAAUAGUGGGUACAUGACAGAUGGAGGACUCAACCUAUAUACAAGAAGUCUGAACCGAAUACCAGACCUAGCUGCCUCUCGAGACGUCAUUCAAAGAGGGGUUCAUGACGUGACUGUGGAUGCAGACAGCUGGGAUGACAGCAGCUCAGUUAGUAGUGGCCUCAGUGAUACUCUUGACAACCUCAGCACGGAUGAUUUGAAUACCACCUCAUCUGUCAGCUCUUAUUCCAAUAUAACAGCCUCUUCAAUGAAGAACACUCAUCUGAAGACAGACUCGGAGAAGCGCUCAGUUACGGACAGCGAAACUUGGGGCAGCACUGAAGAACUGAAGAAACCAGAGGAAGAUUUUGACAGCAGCGUAGACAGCAGUGGCAAGUGGAAAGGCCUUCCUUCGGGGCUGUCUGAAGAGUCAGAGAAGGGGGGACAGAAAGCAUCUCUCUCUGUUUCACAGACCGGAUCCUGGAGGAGAGGCAUGACUGCACAAGUAGGAACAACUCAGUCCAGGCACAAAGCAGGAACAAGUGCGCUCAAGACCCCGGGAAAAACAGAUGAUGCAAAAGCUUCAGAAAAAGUGAAAACUCCCCUGAAAGGAGCCUCCAUUCAGCGCUCUCCAUCAGAUGCAGGAAAAAGCAGCGGUGAUGAAGGAAAAAAGCCUCCCUCUGGCAUUGGAAGAUCAACUGCUACGGGGUCCUUUGGGUUCAAGAAGUCUGGGAUGGGAUCUUCUACCAUGAUCACCACAAGCGGAGCAACUAUCACAAGCGGGUCAGCGACUCUAGGAAAAAUGCCAAAAUCUUCAGCCAUCGGCGGGAAGUCCAACGCAGGGCGGAAAACGAGCUUAGACGGUUCCCAGAACCAGGAUGACGGCGUCCUGCACAUGAACUCGAAGACAACUCUGCAAUAUCGAAGUUUGCCUCGCCCGUCAAAAUCCAGUGGCAGCGGGAUCCCUGGCAGGGGUGGCCACCGCUCCAGCACCAGCAGCAUCGACUCCAAUGUCAGCAGCAAGUCUGCUGGUGCCGCUGCCACCAAACUGCGAGAGCCAAGCAAGAUCGGGUCCGGGAGGUCCAGCCCUGUCACCAUCAACCAGACGGACAAGGAAAAAGAGAAGGUGGCCGUGUCCGAUUCCGAAAGCGUCUCUCUGUCCAGUUCCCCCAAAUCCAGCCCAACUUCGGCGAGCGCCUCUGGCACACCAGGACUUAGGCAGCCGGGAUCCAAAUACCCAGAUAUCGCCUCACCCACCUUUCGAAGGUUGUUUGGUGCCAAGGCAAGUGGUAAAGCUGCCUCUGCACCCAGUACUGAAGGUGUGAAACCCACAUCGGCAAUGCCCAGCCCUAGUACCACAUUGGCACGGCAAGGCAGCCUGGAAUCGCCAUCCUCGGGCACAGGCAGCAUGGGCAGUGCAGGUGGGCAAAGUGGUAGCAGCAGCCCCCUCUUCAGUAAACCUUCGGACUUAAAUGCAGAUGUUGUAAGCUUAAGUCACUCCUUGGCUUCCAGUCCCGCCUCAGUGCACUCUUUCACAUCAGGUGGUCUUGUGUGGGCUGCAAACCUGAGCAGCUCUUCAGCGGGCAGUAAGGACACACCAAGUUACCAGUCCAUGACUAGCCUUCACACCAGUUCCGAGUCUAUUGACCUUCCUCUUAGCCAUCAUGGCUCUCUCUCUGGACUGACAACAAGCACUCAGGAGGUUCAGAGCCUGCUCAUGAGGACUGGAAGCGUCAGAUCUACUCUUUCGGAAAGCAUGCAGCUUGACAGAAAUACACUACCCAAAAAGGGAUUAAGAUAUACUCCAUCAUCCCGGCAGACGAGUCAGGAGGAAGGCAAGGAGUGGCUGCGCUCCCAUUCAACUGGAGGCCUCCAAGACACUGGCAGUCAGUCCCCGCUUGUUUCUCCUUCAGCUAUGUCUUCAUCUGCAACUGGAAAAUAUCACUUUUCCAACCUGGUGAGUCCAACCAACCUGUCUCAGUUUAACCUUCCUGGACCCAGUAUGAUGCGUUCAAACAGCAUCCCUGCACAAGAUACUUCUUUUGAUCUCUAUGAUGACUCCCAACUGUGUGGCAGUGCUACAUCCUUAGAAGAGAGACCACGAGCAAUUAGUCAUUCAGGUUCAUUCAGGGACAGCAUGGAAGAAGUACAUGGGUCCUCAUUAUCACUUGUCUCCAGCACAUCCUCUCUCUACUCUACGGCAGAAGAAAAGGCACAUUCAGAGCAAAUUCAGAAACUACGGAGAGAGCUGGUUGCAUCACAAGAGAAAGUUGCUACCCUUACAUCUCAGCUUUCAGCAAAUGCUCAUCUAGUAGCAGCUUUCGAAAAAAGCUUGGGAAAUAUGACCGGCCGAUUGCAAAGUCUAACAAUGACAGCUGAACAAAAGGAAUCUGAGCUUAUAGAGCUAAGGGAAACCAUUGAAAUGCUGAAAGCCCAGAAUUCUGCUGCACAAGCUGCUAUUCAAGGAGCCUUGAACGGUCCUGAUCAUACCCACAAAGAUUUACGUAUAAGGCGGCAACAUUCUUCAGAAAGUGUUUCCAGCAUCAACAGCGCUACAAGCCAUUCAAGCAUUGGCAGCGGUAAUGAUGCUGACUCCAAGAAAAAGAAAAAGAAAAACUGGGUGAACUCUAGAGGAAGUGAGCUAAGAAGCUCUUUCAAACAGGCCUUUGGAAAGAAGAAGUCCACCAAGCCUCCUUCCUCACAUUCGGACAUAGAAGAGCUGACAGACUCCUCUCUUCCUUCAUCACCCAAAUUGCCCCACAGCUCAGGAGAGUGUGGGGCAACAUCAAUGAAACCAUCACAGUCAGCAUCUGCGAUCUGUGAGUGCACAGAGGCAGAAGCUGAAAUUAUUCUUCAGCUAAAGAGCGAGCUGAGGGAGAAAGAGCUAAAAUUAACGGACAUUCGUCUUGAAGCCCUCAGCUCUGCACACCAUCUGGAUCAGAUUCGGGAAGCCAUGAACCGCAUGCAGAAUGAAAUUGAGAUAUUGAAAGCUGAAAAUGAUCGUUUAAAGGCAGAGACUGGAAAUACUGGAAAGCCUGCCCGGCCGUCAUCAGAGUCUUCAAGCAGCACAUCAUCUUCUUCGUCACGGCAGUCACUAGGACUUUCUCUGAACAAUUUAAACAUCACAGAAUCUGUUACAUCAGAUAUUUUGUUGGAUGAUGUCACUGAUGGAGCACUCCACAAAGAAGGUCAUAGCGUGAAAAUUUUAGUCACCAUAAACAAGGGCUAUAGUCGAGCCAAGGAUCAAAAAUCACAUGCAUAUCUGAUAGGAUCAAUUGGAGUCAGCGGAAAAACAAAAUGGGAUGUUUUAGAUGGUGUAAUCAGACGUCUCUUUAAGGAAUAUAUUUUCCGAGUGGAUCCGACUACUAGCCUGGGUUUAAGCUCUGACUGCAUUGCUAGCUAUUGUAUAGGGGAUGUAAUUAGAGCCCAUAGCCUAGAAGUGCCUGAACUGCUGCCUUGUGGAUAUCUGGUUGGAGAUAAUAACGUCAUCACUGUGAAUCUGAAAGGAGUGGAAGAAAACAGUUUGGACAGUUUUGUGUUUGACACAUUAAUUCCUAAGCCAAUUACCCAGCGGUACUUUAAUUUGCUGAUGGAGCAUCGCAGAAUUAUUCUGUCGGGACCCAGUGGCACAGGAAAGACCUAUUUAGCUAACAGGCUGGCUGAAUAUAUUAUAACUAAAUCUGGCAGAAAAAAACCUGAGGAUGCCAUUGCAACUUUUAACGUAGAUCACAAGUCAAGCAAGGAUCUGCGACAAUACCUAGCAAACCUAGCUGAGCAAUGCAGUGCUGACAACAAUGGUGCUGACCUCCCUGUGGUCAUAAUUCUUGAUAACCUCCACCACAUCAGUUCACUAAGUGACAUCUUCAAUGGUUUCCUCAACUGUAAAUAUAACAAAUGGUGGGUGCUGUGUGCUAAUCACACAGAGCCUGUUAAAGGUUUCUUGGGCAGAUAUCUGAGAAGGAAACUGAUUGAGACUGAAAUAGAAAGGAACAUACGCAAUAAUGAGCUCAUCAAAAUCAUUGACUGGAUCCCCAAAACAUGGCAUCAUCUCAACAGCUUCCUAGAAACGCACAGCUCUUCAGAUGUAACCAUUGGUCCCCGCCUCUUCCUCCCUUGCCCUAUGGAUGUUGACGGCUCCAGAGUGUGGUUCACAGACCUCUGGAACUAUUCCCUGGUGCCGUAUCUUCUGGAAGCUGUGAGAGAAGGACUUCAGAUGUACGGUAAGAGGGCACCCUGGGAGGAUCCCUCCAAGUGGGUAGCUGAUACCUAUCCAUGGAGCUCUGCAUCUCUACAGCAUGAGUGGCCAUCAUUACUUCAGUUAAGACCAGAAGAUGUUGGUUAUGAAGGUUAUGCAUCAGCAAAAGAAGGAACAACUUCAAAGCACGUUCCACAGACUGAUACAGAGGGGGAUCCCUUGAUGAACAUGCUAAUGAGGCUUCAAGAGGCAGCCAACUAUUCGAGCGCACAAAGCUGUGACAGUGAUAGCACCAGCCACCAUGACGACAUUUUGGAUUCAUCCCUUGAAUCAACCCUCUGAAAGGGACAAACCUUGGUGGAGGAUUAUGGUAAAAUCUGUUUCCACUAGACCACUGCCAGUAUUAAAGCAGCAAGCCGAGGUCCCCGAGUGAGAAUGGUGUGUUGUAGGUAGGCAGGAGACCUAACUCUGCAAAGUCAGGAAGAAAAAUUGAAGUGGAAAGCUUGAAUUAGUUUAAUUUCAAGGCAUUUCAAUACCUAUGGAGCCAAGUGAGACUCCAUUUGUCAACUGGAAAGGGCCCUAGACCGAGGGCAUCUAAGCAGAUUGCACACGUGUUAGCCAAACUGGAAUAUUUUUUUUCCUUUUUCCUCUUUCUCUCGCUCUCUGUCUCUCUCUCUCUGUCUCUGUUUCUCUGUACAAGUUUACAGUGCAACUUGUUUUGUUUUUUUCCUUUAGUUUACCCUGAGGCGCUGCAUGAACAAUGCGGUCUUCUAAUUCUCUUCUAACCUCUGUUGUGCCACAUGGUGCUGGUCACAGGACUGCAGUGGUGUUUGCGUUGUACGCUACUGCCCAUUCCAAAACGAGUCAAAGAUGAUGAUAGUAACUCAGAAAGCACAAACAGUAUUGUGUAAUCACCAGAAAACAUGACUGUGAUAUGCUGGAUAAGUGCCAAUUUAAUUCUAACUGCCAUGGUCACGGUGAUGCGUUCCAUCAAGUUUUUAGUACACAAGUCACAGAUUUUAUAAAGUUGUUUUUACCACAAAGGUCUUUUUUAACCACCUGCCCACUCCUUAACAACAGUUUUAUACCAAUUAUUAACCAACACUGAUUAAAGGCUUUUUAGGGCUUCAUUUGUUUGAGCCUUUUCAGUGAAAGAAGGAACAUUUCUUAUGGUGCUGUCUCACUGCCUUAAAACAGAUUUCUAGAACAGUUUUACAGUUGGUUUAAUUCCUAAACCAUUGGUAAUUUACACUGUUUUUUUCUUCAUUUACUAAUGAGAGAACGUCAGUUAACACAAUAGCCUCAUAUCUGUAUAUCAUGAUUUUUUAAAGAAAUGGAUAGGAGAAAGAACAGUUGCUAUAUAAUAUUUUUAUCUUGUGAAUAGAUUGCUCUGCCUACCCUCAGAAAUACACAAGGAACCCAAACCCACUUCCACUGCCACCUAAACGCUGAGAAAAUCAGCUCAAAUCCAUUUGGUCCCAUGGAAUGGAGUUUUUGGAGGAUAGAUGUUUUGAAUUCUUAUCCAGCAGAGCUGGAUGCACUUGAUGCAGCAUGAGCACAAAUAUAUGGGUUUUUUUUCCUUUUUCUAGUUUUAGCAUGUUGUUUUGAUUGCUAUUGUUGUACAUGAAGAAUUCAGCAUAAAAGAACACUGAAGCAGUGAUGUCCACUGUGGAAGAGGAAGAGUUUAUACUGUAAAAGUGGGUUGGUUUUGCACAGUCUACUGGGUGGGUAUUGUAAAUAUUGAAGAAAAAAAAAAAAAGAAAAAAAAAGCCUUGCACAAAUCAAAUUGAAAACAAACAAACAAACAAAAAAAAUUGUAUUUUAUUCUGUUGGUGUUAAGAGAUGUUUCACUUGCUGAGAUUUCCUGUACGUUGCAAACAAAUACAGAAUGCAAACCUUAAAGCUGUUAUUACCUGGUGUGUUUGUCCUGUACUUACAGUUGUUAUGACUAUGCAGGAACUAUCAAUGCUACAGUGAGCAUGUUUCAAUAUCUAUACAAAGCCAAUACAUUUUGGGGGGAAAAAAUCUGAAAAUGUUUUAGGUGCAUAUGUCACGGCAGGCUACAACCAGAUUGCAUUCAAACUGCUCAGAAUAAUCGGAAACGCUCUUUUACCACAAGAGGCGUCCGGUUAAAAUAGGUGCAUAUAAACAAGAAGGUAUCUAAGGGCUUUGGCAUUGUGUAGACAUGUACUGUACACCUCCAUGGAUGUUACCUUCAGGAUGUGUAUUUGGUGCUAUUAACUCUUUGUGGCCACCCUGUGGUCACUCGCUGUAAAACAAAGAUAAAUCAAUGCAGUUUCCAAAUGGCACUGAGCUGCAUCGCUGAAUCUAGAGGUUCCUACACGGUGCUAUCGCCCUAAUAAAACUCUAACUGAUUUUAUGCAUGUAGGAUUCAGUCAGACCAACAUCGUGCCCCCCAAAUCUGGAUCCAUUUCUGUUGCGAAACGUCAGCACGUACACCUUGACUGACUUGAAGAACUAAAGGAAAGCUGCUCUUUCCUGUACCUGUGCUCUGAGCAAACCUGCAAAUCUUUUCCUGCCAUAUUUAACACACAAACACACAAUAUCACAUAUACAAAACUUCCUGCAAUACAUCUCAGUGAGUCCACCUAGUUUACAACUCAGAAAUUGUUUGUGAAACAUUUGUCUGUACACAUUUUAUAUUUUGUACAUUUUUGAUGUAACAUAUCAUGUAAAUAGACAGAAACAGUGAAAUAAAUCAUCUGAAAAGUUUUGUAGUCUUUGUAAAGCCCUAAUAAUAAGUAUUUGGUGUCAUCGGACUUAACUGGAUGAUGUAUUUUCUAUUGGUUUAUUGUUCCUCUAGCUUGUAAACCAGCUUGCGUAUAUUUUUUUGCAGGUGUGCGCACUGUAUCUGUCUAAAUUAUUACUUUGCCAUUAAAGUGGAAUUAUUUAUUGAAAA
Molecule: messenger RNA, 9945 nt
Organism: Aptenodytes forsteri (emperor penguin)
Lineage: Eukaryota; Metazoa; Chordata; Aves; Sphenisciformes; Spheniscidae
Gene: NAV3
Product: neuron navigator 3
Exons: 38
Coding region: 342-7367 (2341 amino acids)
Biological process (GO): neurogenesis; nervous system development
Molecular function (GO): protein binding; ATP hydrolysis activity; ATP binding
Source: RefSeq, a predicted model, not a curated record